CCGGUCUGUUAGACGCACUGCACACACUGAAAAUGCCUAAACCCACCUUCCCGUUACCCCCUCUCCACCUUCGGAAACUUCUCCGCUCCUUUUCUUCAUCAGUAAUAGUCACCAGACAACGGACCCCUAAACAUCUCUUCCUCUCCCAAUCUCCACCACCGCUCCACCACCCAUUUUCCCACCCCAUUACCAUUACCCGUGCCGCCAAUGCCAGCCACUUUCUGUUGCACCACCCCUUUUCCUUGAGACGCUUCUGCGCCUCCUCCUCCUCCCCUACCGAUGAUGAUUUAUCAGCAACAGAGAGGGACCCUUUUGCAGAAGAAGAAACACUUGCCCAGUCUCUUGCUUAUGAGCUUCUCAAAGACCCAGAUUUGGAAUCCUUGUCCUUAUCUCAAAGAUUGGAUCUCUCUUUUGCACAUGUAACUCUGACGCCUUCCUUGGUUUUUAACACACUCAGUCUUUCCCUUGAUGCUGGGCGGACAGUUCUUGAUUUUCUCAAAUGGGUAAGUUCAAGACCCAAUGCUUUUGAUGUUGACGAUGAAUUAUUUUCCUAUUUUGUGGAUUAUUUUGGGAGGAGGAAGGAUUUUAAGGCUGCCCAUGAUGUUCUUGUUGAUGGGAUUGGAAAAACUGGGUGGAAAUCCUUUGAAUCUUUGGUUGAUAGGCUAGUUAGGGCCGGCCGGCCCACGCAAGCUGUAGCAUUGUUUGAGAAAAUGGAGACGGAAUAUGGGCUGAAGAGAAAUUUGGAUUAUUUGAAACUGAUCGUGUCCAAGCUCUGUGAACAUGGUUUUGCUAGUUAUGCUGAGAAAAUGGUGAAAAGUUUGGCUAAUGAGUUUUUCCCUGAUGAGUACAUCUGUGAUGCUUUGAUUAGAGGGUGGUGUGUUGAUGAGAAACUGGACGAGGCGAAGAGGUUAGCUGGAGAAAUGUAUAGGGGAGGGUUUGAGAUUAGUACUUUGGCUUAUAAUGCUAUUCUCGAUUGUGUGUGUAGGCUUUGUAGGAAAAAGGAUCCGUUUCGUCUUCAAUCUGAGGCUCAGAAGGUGUUGGUGGAGAUGGAAGAGAUAGGUGUUCCACGAGACGUGGAGACCUUCAAUGUGUUGAUUAAUAACUUGUGUAAGAUUAGGAUGACAGAGGAUGCCAUGAAAUUGUUUUAUAGGAUGGGUGAGUGGGGGUGUUAUCCAAACGAAACAACAUUUAUUUUGAUGAUUAGGAGUUUGUAUCAAGCAGCCAGGGUCGGAGAGGGUGAUGAAAUGAUUGAUAGAAUGAAAUCGGCGGGGUAUGGGGAUGCACUUGAUAAAAAAGAAUAUUAUGGGUUGCUGAAGAUAUUGUGCGGGAUUGAGAGGAUUGAUCAUGCUAUGACUGUCUUUGUGAAAAUGAAAGAGGAUGGUUGCAAGCCAGGGAUCAAGACUUAUGAUUUGUUGAUGGGGAAAUUAUGUGCUCAUGGGAGAUUGGAUAAAGCAAAUGUUCUCUACAAGGAAGCAGAGAGUAAUGGGGUGCCUGUUGAACCCAAAGCUUAUAAGUUAGAUCCUAGGUUUGUAAAGAAGAAACCUACUGCUGUGAAGGAGGAGAAGAAGAGGGAAACUUUGCCUGAGAAAAUGGCUAGGAAAAGGAGAACUCUUAAGAAGCUUAGACUAAGUUAUGUAAAGAAGCCAAAGCGAAUGAUGCGUCGAGCUUUCUGAUAACCAAUUUGAUUGUAUCGAUACCAUUUUCCAAGAGGUGCAAGGAAUUUUUGUUCCUUUAAAAUAUGUUUUACAGAUAGGCUGCUUAGAAAAUGCCCUUUUCUCAUUUUAUUUUUGUUUGGUUAUUGAUUUUGAUAUUACAGUUGGCUAAAUGGAAAUGUGAUCAUGAGAUUUUCUUUUUUUAAACAUACGUUGAAUUCGCAUUGUCGAUGACGAUUGUAGGCAAUAAGAUGCUUGUGGUCUUGCAGCUCAUGAUUAUUUAG
Coffea eugenioides is the source of this 1936-nucleotide messenger RNA. RefSeq names its product pentatricopeptide repeat-containing protein PNM1, mitochondrial. The transcript has a single exon. Lineage: Eukaryota; Viridiplantae; Streptophyta; Magnoliopsida; Gentianales; Rubiaceae. The record is from RefSeq and is a predicted model, not a curated record. Gene Ontology annotation, molecular function: protein binding. Bases 33 to 1673 code for a protein of 546 amino acids.